CAAUUACAACUACCACGGAGAGCACUGUGAACCGACUUCACCUUUUGGAAGACACGCCUUGAUCCAUAACUAUGUCAAAGAGAUACAACGAGAAAAGAGCGGCCCUGGCCCAGAAGGCUGUAGACAGAGAGCUUGACCAGGGAUACGGGAGAGAGGAUUUCGAGAGCAAUGUUGCGAAAGAUGUUCGCGGGGCUGCGAUGGGAGAAGGUGAAGAGGAGUUGUUCGAGAAAAAAAUGAGUAAAGCCGAAAAGAAAGCUGCUGCCAAGGCCGCCCGAGAGGCCAAGCGGAAAGCAAAGGGUUUAACAAAGAAAAAGAAGGGUGGCGACGAUGACAAAGAAAAGGCCGCCGCCGAGGAAGAAAAAAAGAAUGCAGCGAAAAUUCUUGACCCCAAUGCUUCCGCGGAAGAAAAACGAGAAGCUGCGCUUGAAAAUCUUUCACGGGAAGAAAUUAUCGUGACCUAUGAAAGUAGGAAAGGAAAGAUGCACGCCAAUGCUCGCAACAUCAAUGUCAGUGGUGUGACGGUCACGUUCCAUGGAAAACCACUGAUUGAAGAAACCGAUCUUGUGAUUAAUUAUGGUAAUAGGUAUGGCUUUAUCGGGCCGAACGGAAGCGGUAAAAGUACUGUGAUGAAGGCAAUUGCGGCACGCGCCAUUCCUAUCCCUGAAAACUUGGAUAUUUAUUUCCUUAAUUCUGAGUAUCCUGCACGAGAUGACAUCACCGCUCUCGAGGCUGUCAUGGAAAGCAAUGACGAGGUUCAAGAGCUAGAAGCGAAAGCUGAACAUCUCAAUGAUGCCAUGGCCGAAGCAGAUGAAGAUGAGCAGGCCGAAAUUCAACAAACACUUGAAGGCAUCUACAGUCGUUUGGAUCAGCUUGAUGCAAGUUCUGCAGAAGCACGAGCCACACAAAUUUUGUUUGGUCUUGGAUUCACCCAAAAAAUGCAACACAUGAAAACAAAAGAAUUCAGUGGAGGGUGGCGAAUGCGUGUUGCCCUAGCACGUGCACUCUUCAUUGAGCCAGAAUUCUUGCUUCUCGACGAACGUAAGUACUUUUUUUCGAUAACACAGCCAUUGUUUCGAAUGAUAGGAUGAUCAGAGCUCUAACUUCUUCAUUUUACCUGCGAAUCAACAGCUACAAAUCACUUGGACAUGGAGGCUGUUCUGUGGCUUGAAGAGUAUUUGAGUAACUGGAAUCGCAUUUUAUUUUUUGUGUGCCAUUCACAAGAUUUCAUGAAUUCAGUUUGUACACAUAUUGUCCGUCUUGACGCAACCUACAAAAAACUCCGUUACUUUAGUGGAAAUUACGACAUGUAUGUUCAAACUCGCCGUGAUCGAGACAUGGUGCAAAUGCGACAAUACGAAGCCGAACAGCGAGAUAUUGCUGAAAUCAAAGAUUUCAUUGCUCGUUUCGGUCACGGUACUGUUAAAAUGGUCCGCCAGGCACAAGCACGCGAGAAACUACUCGAAAAAAAGCUCGAAGCUGGUUUGACACAACUACCUGAGCAGGAUCCUGACUGGGGUAAGUCGUUAGAAAUUCUCAUUAAAAUAGCUAGUUGAGGAACUGAGAGCGUUGAUACAGAAUCAUGCUGUUGCGAACAGACCUUUCGUCCAUGUCUCAUUUUUGACUUGUCUUAUUUCCAACUCUGUAAAAGAUUGGUCGUUCCCAGACGCAGGAGAACUCCCAGUGCCAGUGCUGUCUGUUGAGAACCUUAGUUUUGCAUACCCUGGUGGUGUCGAACUAUAUAGCAACGUUGACUUUGGAGUUGAUCUUCAAACCAGAGUCGCUCUGGUCGGUCCGAAUGGAGCAGGUGAGAUUACGUUUGUAAAAUGAAUUCUUCGUAUUGUGUAUCGAGUUCAAAUAAAUUUCUUACAAAUUGCGAUCGACGAUUCAAGGUAAAACAACUUUGAUCAAACUUAUGACGGGUCAGUUAAAUCCUACCAAGGGAGCUGUGAAACGAAAUACCCAUCUUCGAAUUUCGCGUUUCACCCAGCAUUUUGAAGAAAAGCUUGAUUUGACCAUGACGCCACUUGAUUUUUUCAAACAAAAAGUCAUGCCAGAGCAGCCGAUUGAAAAGAUUCGCCCUUUGCUCGGGAGGUACGGAUGUACAGGGGAUCAGCAAUCACAAAUCAUGGACCAACUUUCGGCCGGUCAGAAGGCACGAAUUGUCUUCGCCAUCAUUGCCCAUGAAAGGCCUCAUCUUCUGAUGCUUGACGAACCGACGAAUCCUCUCGAUAUGGAAUCCAUCGAUGCCCUAGCACGUUGUAUUAAUAAAUUUAAGGGUGGGGUUCUUAUGGUUAGUCACGACAUGAGAUUGAUUUCCCAAUGUGCCGAACAGAUCUAUGUGUGUGACCACAAGAAGGUCACGUUGUACAAGGGCGAUAUCAUGAAGUUUAAGCUUCAUCAAAAGAAAGAGAACUCAAAGAAUCUUGCCCAGCACAUGAAUGGAUAAGACUAAAUAUUGGUAUUAAAA
This is a messenger RNA of Pseudo-nitzschia multistriata, 2467 nucleotides long. The record is from the annotation of a GenBank genome assembly. NCBI's taxonomy places the organism in Eukaryota, Bacillariophyta, Bacillariophyceae, Bacillariales, Bacillariaceae.